Molecule: messenger RNA, 1421 nt
Organism: Ochlerotatus camptorhynchus
Lineage: Eukaryota; Metazoa; Arthropoda; Insecta; Diptera; Culicidae
Product: troponin C, isoallergen Bla g 6.0101-like
Exons: 4
Coding region: 177-638 (153 amino acids)
Molecular function (GO): calcium ion binding; enzyme regulator activity
Source: RefSeq, a predicted model, not a curated record
AAACCCUUUCAAUAAAAUUCUGCUCAGCGGCCGGCCAAUCGGUCAAACCUAGUUCUAGAUCCUCCUCGCCAACAGUCAGGCUAAGUGUGCUCAGGUGCAACAAAGAAAAGAACACAAAAGUGCUGAUAAAGUUCCGUUCGUCGAACCACCCCUCGCUCUAAUUUAGAAAAGCAGCAAUGGAGGAUCUUGACAAGCAGCAGCUGGAACUGCUGAGAAACGCCUUCAACGCGUUCGAUCAGGAGAAGAAGGGAUGCAUCGGCACCCAGAUGGUCGGUACCAUCCUGAGCAUGCUGGGUCACCAGUUGGACGACCAGCUGCUCAAGGAAAUCAUCGACGAGGUCGACGCUGACGGUUCCGGUGAACUGGAGUUUGAGGAAUUCGUUACCCUGGCUGCCCGGUUCCUGGUUGAGGAGGAUGCCGAAGCCAUGCAGCAGGAGCUGAAGGAAGCCUUCCGUCUGUACGACAAGGAAGGCAACGGCUACAUCACCACCCAGGUGCUGCGCGAAAUCCUUAAGGAGCUGGACGACAACAUAACCAAUGACGAUCUGGACAUGAUGAUCGAGGAAAUCGAUUCUGAUGGUUCCGGAACCGUUGAUUUCGAUGAAUUCAUGGAAGUCAUGACUGGUGGAGAUGACUAAACGCAUCAGCGCUAUCCCGUCCAACUCAGUAUACCAUCCACCUUUCGCUAGCUUAAUGUUCGUUUUAAUAUUUAAUUACCUUCUACUCUAUCUUGAUAAUGUUAGCUUAAAUUUUCCACCUUGCUUUCUAUACAAGGAAUCAUGUUACCAAGUAAACGCAGUAGCACAGUAGCUAGAAACAGAGAAACAGAAUGCACGUGUCGUAGAGUCAAAACCAACCGCGUAGGAAUGGACGAAAGCAAAGUUUUUACAGUGAGGAAUCCUUAUUCCCGGAUGGUUCAAUCGUCCGUGUUCUUUGUUCCGGAUACUUGGACGCCAUUAUUUUGCUGAAGAGGAUAUCAUAUCCGGUCAACAUUAUAUCCGGUUAAAGUAAUCCGAAUAAAGGAAUACAGGCACCCAAGCCAUCCGGGAAUCAGGACACUCGACUGUAUUUGCUACCACCGAGAAAGGAGAAAAACAAUGGUCAGGAAUAAAAAUAACAAUAUUCGACACUACACACACAAUACAAGAAGCCCCAUCGAUGCCGGCAGGGGGUAGUUCAAAGUUUGAAUCGCGUCGCUAGCCAACAUCUAUGUAACAGUGUUUAUUGAGUCAUACAAUUUAUCGCUGCAACUCGGACCGGGUCAAACUCUGUAUCCUACCAGCUACCACCCUUGUUUCAAACUCCACCCGAACCACGUGAACAAAAAGCAGCAGCAGCUGGUACCCGGGAGCUAGUUUUCAACUUUUUCGAAAACAGUAAUUGUAUUGUUGUACAAAAUAAAAUCAAUUUGUACUGGAUAA